AUGUUGUCGACCGCCUUCAUCCUCACCUCCUUCGUGCUGACCGCCUCGGCGAAGCUGGCGAUCAUCGGCGAGUACCACGGCGAGUAUAGUCCUUGCAGCUUCCACCAGGUCGUCGUGACGGAGACGGAGUUUCGCGACGCAUACCUUCCGAAUCCCGACAGUGUCACCAACAUCACGCAAUACGACAACGACGAGAAAUACUUGGUCGGCCAGAACAUCGACUGGGAAUAUGCGAAAGACAAGUGGUCGCGCAUCGACUGGGAAUAUGUCGAAGGGAAAUUUACCUACUGCCGCAUUGUUUAUAACGCCGACAACGAGACGGAGGCGAAAAGUUUUGCGAAACCUAAGAUUGCGAUCAAGAACUCAUGCGGAGGCUUCCCGUGGUCAACGAUGACUUCGGGGUUGGCGACUCUGCGCGCUCCCUAG
Messenger RNA from Emiliania huxleyi CCMP1516, 426 nucleotides. RefSeq lists its product as hypothetical. Lineage: Eukaryota; Haptophyta; Isochrysidales; Noelaerhabdaceae. Bases 1 to 426 code for a protein of 141 amino acids. The record is from RefSeq and is a predicted model, not a curated record. The transcript has 2 exons.